AUGGGCACAGGUAGUGGGACACAAAUACCACUAUGGAUAUCAAUACUAGCACUUGCCUACGUACAGAUCAAAGUUCAAGCUCAGGGCAAUGAGCAACAAUCACAAUCGAACUAUGACUCUCCAUUAUUCCUGCAGCAACAAAAUCAUCUUUCACCAGUUUCCAAAUCCCAUGGACUGACGUUCAUCCCACCUCUUCAAAACACACUGAAAGUAAAGGCUGGCAACCCCUCUCACAAUGGCCGUGUAUGCAGUACAUGGGGUAACUUCCACUUCAAGAACUUUGAUGGGGACAUCUUUUACUUCCCUGGGGUCUGCAAUUACAUCUUUACAUCCAACUGCAAAUCUCCCUAUGAGGACUUCAAUAUCCAGAUUAGGCGCACCACUGGGGAAAAUGCUACCGUGAUCACUCACGUCAUCAUGAGGCUGGAAGGAGCAGUGGUUGAAUUGACACGCACCUCUGUCCUGGUCAACGGCAAACAGAUUCAGAUGCCCUAUAGCCAUAUGGGAGUCAUGAUAGAGAGAAGCAACAACUAUUUGAAAGUUUCUGCCAAGUUAGGACUGAUCUUUCUCUGGAAUGAAGAGGAUGCCCUCCUGGUGGAACUAGAUAAGAAAUACGCCAACCAAACCUGUGGACUCUGUGGGGACUUCAAUGGAAUCCCAACCAACAACGAGUUUAUUUCACAAAAUGCAAAACUGACUGCUCUACAGUUUGGGAAUAGGCAGAAGAUAGAUGGACCCACAGAGCAGUGUGAUGAUCCUAUUCCUUCCACUGUUCUGAUGAACUGCUCAUCUGAAUUUGCUUCUAUCUGCAAGACAGUAUUAACCAGUGAAGCAUUCACAAGCUGUAAUGCACUUGUGGACGUUCAGGACUACAUUGAAACUUGCAUACAAGACCUAUGCCACUGUGAUACUUCUAUGGCCGACUUCUGUAUGUGCAACACCUUUGCUGAAUACUCCCGGCAGUGUGCUCAUGCAGGUGGACAGCCUCUGAACUGGAGAACCUCAGAAUUAUGUCCCAAGUCAUGUCCUUUCAACAUGCAACACCAGGAGUGUGGCUCCCCCUGCUCCGACACCUGCAGCAACCCUGAACGAUCUGCGCUUUGUGAAGAUCAUUGUACAGAUGGCUGUACCUGUCCUUCAGGAAUGGUAUUCGAUGACAUUAAUGGUGCUGGCUGUAUUCCCCGUAAGGAAUGCCAUUGUACCUAUGAAGGCGAAACCUAUGCUCCUGGUACCUCCUUCUCAUCUAAAUGCAGAUCAUGUACUUGUGCUGGGGGUGAAUGGACUUGUGUCACCCAGUCAUGUCCAGGGACUUGCAGCAUCGAAGGAGGCUCCCACAUUACAACAUUUGAUGAAAAAUAUUAUUCCUUCUAUGGAGAUUGUAGCUAUGUCCUAACCAAGCUCUGUGACAGCAAUGAUUUCACUGUUCUGGGUGACAUCUACAAGUGUGGUCUCACUGACACUGAGACUUGCCUCAAGGGCGUAGCCAUCAGUCUAAGCGGAGGACAAACUAACGUUGUGAUCCAGCCUUCUGGCAGCGUGUUUGUGAAUAUGAUCUACACACAGCUGCCCUUCUCUGCAGCAAAUGUCACCAUCUUCAGACCAUCAUCAUUCUUCAUCAUUUUACAAACAACUUUUGGUCUUCAGCUGCAGAUUCAAAUUGUACCUCUCAUGCAACUUUUUAUAAACUUAGACCCAUCACAGAAAGGGCAGACCUGUGGUCUCUGUGGAAACUUCAAUGACAUCCAGACAGAUGACUUCAAAACCACAAGUGGUGUAAUAGAGGGUACUUCGGCUGCCUUUGGCAAUACUUGGAAAACUCAGGCUGACUGUCCUGAUGCCAAAAUUACCUUUGAGAACCCCUGCACUCUCAGUAUAGAAAAUGAUAACUAUGCUCAGCACUGGUGUGGCUUGCUCUCUGAUACCAUGGGACCUUUUGCAGAAUGUCAUUCAACAGUGAAUCCAGAAGUUUACCAGAAGAACUGCAUGUUUGAUACUUGUAACUGUGAGAGUACUGAGGACUGCAUGUGUGCUGCCCUUUCCAGCUAUGUCAGAGCCUGUGCUGCUAAAGGAAUACUCCUUAAUGGAUGGAGGAACAAAGUCUGCACAAAAUACACCAACACAUGUCCAAAAUCCUUGGAGUACACUUACAGUGUUGAUUCCUGUCAACCUACUUGUCGUUCUCUGAGUGAGCCUGAUGUCACAUGCAACAUCAAGUUUGUCCCAGUUGAUGGCUGCACCUGUGUAAAUGGAACCUACAUGGAUGAAAGUGGAAAAUGCGUGCCUGCAUCUAGCUGUCCUUGUUACUACAAAGGAAUGCCUCUGUCUACUGGGGAAGUUAUUCACGAUAAUGGCAUUGUCUGCACUUGCAGUUACGGAAAGCUGAGCUGCAUUGGAGAGAAACCAUCACCAGUCUGUGAACCUCCCAUGGUCUAUGUUGACUGUGCCAAUGCCACUGCAGGUGUCACAGGAGCAGAGUGCCAGAAGAGUUGUCAGACUUUAGACAUGGAAUGUUACAAAACCCACUGCGUCUCUGGCUGCAUAUGUCCUCCUAAUUACGUAUCAGAUGGCAAAGGUGGCUGCAUAGUUGCUCAAGAGUGCCCAUGUGUUCACAAUGGGGAUUCCUACCGUCCAGGAGAAUCAAUCAGAGUUGGCUGUAACAACUGCACGUGUAGAAACAGAAAGUGGCACUGCUCCGAGGAACCUUGCCUAGAAACCUGUUCAGUUUACGGAGAUGGGCAUUAUACCACCUUUGAUGGCAAACGCUUUGAUUUUGAAGGAGACUGUGAAUAUGUUCUAAUCCAGAACUACUGUGGCAGAAAAGGUUUGAAUCAGGGAACCUUCAGAGUAAUCACUGAGAACAUUCCAUGUGGCACAACAGGAACCACCUGCUCCAAGUCCAUUAAAGUUUUCUUGGGGAACUACGAGCUGGUGCUCAGCGAUGGACAUUCUGAUGUCAUCCAGAGGUCACCUGGAGGAGAAAUGCCAUUCCAAAUCCGUUCCAUGGGCAUCUACACGGUUGUUGACACUACUGUUGGUCUGAUACUCAUGUGGGACAAGAAAACCAGUAUAUUCAUCAAACUUAGUCCCAGCUUUCAGGGGCAUGUCUGUGGCCUUUGUGGAAAUUAUGAUGGCAAUGGAAACAAUGACUUCACUACGCGCAGUCAGUCUGUGGUAGGAAAUGUGCUGGAGUUUGCCAAUAGCUGGAAAGUGUCUUCUACUUGCCCAAAUGCCAAUCAAACCAGAGAUCCAUGCACUGCAAACCCGUACAGGAAAUCCUGGGCACAGAAGCAAUGCAGCAUCAUUACCAGUGAAGUAUUUGCAAAGUGUCACUCCCAGGUUGAACCGAAUGAAUAUUAUCAAGCAUGUGUGGAUGAUGCUUGUGCUUGUGACACUGGAGGAGACUGUGAAUGUUUUUGUACAGCAGUAGCUGCCUAUGCUCAAGCAUGCAAUGAGCUGGACAUUUGCAUUUCAUGGAGAACCCCAUCCAUUUGUCCUCUGUUCUGCGAUUACUACAAUCCACAGGGGGAAUGUGAGUGGCACUACAAGCCCUGUGGAGCCCCUUGUAUGAAGACCUGUAAUAAUCCAAGUGGGAAGUGCCUUCAUGAGUUGAGAGGUUUGGAAGGCUGUUAUCCACACUGCCCAAAGAAUAAGCCCUAUUUUGAUGAAGAAACCAUGGCUUGUGUUUCUAAUUGUGGUUGCUAUGAGAAUGGAAAACAUUACAAGCCAGGAAUGCAGAUGCCUUCAAAGCAGAACUGCCAAGCAUGUGAAUGCACAAACCAUGGCAAAAUAUGCAAAUACGACGAACACGAAUGUGUCUGCGUUUAUGAAGGACGGGCAUAUAACUAUACAGAUAUGAUCUACAAUACUACAGAUGGCAUAGGAGGCUGCAUUGUUGCAACCUGUGGUCCCAAUGGAACACUUCAAAGAGUUGUGUAUGACUGCCCAAUCUCAGUAUCACCCACAAUACCGUUUUACUUCAGCACUACUCCGCCUGCCACUGCUUCCACAGUUACAUCAUCACCAACGACAUCGGUAUGUGUUCAUGAAGUCUGUCAGUGGUCAGAAUGGUAUGAUGGAAGUUCACUAAUACCUGGAUUUGACGGUGGAGAUUUUGAAACAUUCAGUGAUUUGAGAGCUAAAGGUUAUGAAGUCUGUAGAGCUCCAAAGGCAGUUCAAUGCAGGGCAGAGAAAUUUCCUAACAUACCACUGAAGGACCUUGGCCAAAGUGUAGAAUGUAAUACAAAAGAUGGGCUUAUAUGUUACAACAAAGAUCAAAUUUCAACUAUGUGCUACAAUUACGAAAUCAGAAUCUUAUGUUGUGUUUUUGUACCAUGCUCUUCCACUCCAUCCAUCACAACACAUACCCCAGUUCCAGAAAUGACAACCACAACAUCAAGUAUGAUUACCACAACUUCAUCUACAACCACAGAAACAGGAACUACUUCUGUCACAAGCACUUCAGAAACAGCAAGUACCUCCCCAGAAACAAUCACUACAACACCUUGCCAACCAAAGUGCAAAUGGUCCCAAUGGUAUGAUGUCCAUUUCCCAACACUGCACAACAAAGGAGAUUAUGAAACUUAUCAGGACAUUAGAUCUGCUGGAAAAGCAAUCUGCAGAAACCCUGAAAAAAUACAAUGCAGAGCAGAGAAAUACCCACAUAAAUCUAUUGAAGAAAUAGGCCAGGUUGUCCACUGCAAUGUAACAUAUGGACUUAUCUGCAGAAAUGAAGAUCAAAAAGGAGAACUGCAUAUCUGUCUUAAUUAUCAAGUAAAAGUAUUCUGUUGUGAUGACUACAGCCACUGCCAAUCAAGCGUGACACCUACGGUACUAGAGGAAAUUACUACCACCACUACACAAACACCAGCUACUACAACCUCAGAAAUUUCAACAACUGCAACUAAAACAACAUCACUAGUCACCGUAUCUCCUUCAACAGCAGCAAUCUGUGUAAAAGAAGUAUGUGACUGGUCAAUUUGGUAUGAUGCCAGCUAUCCAGAAUCAGGAUACGAUGAUGGAGACUUUGAUACAAUUCAGAAUAUAAGAAAACAGGGAUAUAAAGUCUGUCCUAACAGAAAGGCUGUUGAAUGCAGAGCGGUAAGAUUCCCUGAUACACCAUAUCAACUCCUGGAACAACAUAUUACAUGCAACACUGAAGAAGGUUUAAUAUGCUAUAAUAAAGACCAGCUACCACCGAUCUGCUACAACUACGAAGUAAGAUUUAAAUGCUGUGAAAACAUAACAAUACCAUGCCAAACAACACAAACACCAUAUUCAACUACAGAAACACAAACAACAACUACAAUUUCAACAACAACAAUGACACCAUACACAGAAAUAUCAACAACACAAUACACACCACAGAUACAAACAAAACAUAAGACAACCACUACAGAAACAAUACCACCAAGAACAGAAAAUAUUCACAGCGAAACCACAUCAACACCAAAUCCCACCACCUCCAUCUCCACAGGCACCUCCUCCCCCACGUCCUUCAUCACCGUCACAUCUUCCACAUUUUCCACCAGUUUCAGCACCAGUACUUCUAUAUCAACAUCAUGUUUCUGUAAAAUUGGAAACAACAUUUAUUCACCUGGUGAACUGAUUUACAGCACAAUGGAUAGUGAUGGAUGUAGAUUUUAUGCUAGGUGUAGUGAAAAAUGUACAGUUGAACGCUACACUGGAGACUGUAAUUUUACUACUCCAUUAACCACUACAUCUCCUCAGACGCCUACCAUAAUAACAACACAUCCAAUUCUUCCUCCAGGUUGUGUUUCUGGUACUCACCCUCCCCUACAGCCUGGCCAGAGAUUCAAAUUAUCCAACUGUACAGAACUCAUCUGUGAGGGAAACAACAAAGUUAUAGUAAACCAAACAGUAUGUCCACCUAUAAAGGAAAUUACCUGUGCAAACAAAUACCCAGCAGUAUUGGUACCUGAUGAAAAUGGAUGCUGUUACCACUAUGAGUGUCAAUGUGUCUGCAGUGGAUGGGGUGAUCCUCAUUAUAUUACUUUUGAUGGAACCUACUAUACUUUCCUUGAAAAUUGCACUUAUGUUCUGGUGAAACAGAUUGUGCCUAAAUACGACAACUUCCGUGUUCACAUUGAGAAUUACUACUGUGAUUCAAAAGAUGGACUUUCCUGUCCUAAAUCCAUUAUUAUUUUCUACAAAUCUGCAACAGUGAAGCUGACCCGUGAACUCCUGAACGGUGUGAUGACAAAUGUGAUGUACUUCAACAAUAAGAUUGUCCAACCAGGCUUUCACAAAGAUGGCAUUUAUUUCUCCACACUUGGAAUCAAUAUGAUUGUAGAAAUACCAGAAAUUGGUGCAACCAUCACCUUCAGUGGGCUGAUCUUUUCUGUGAAACUCCCAUACAGCAAAUUUGGCAACAACACUGAAGGACAGUGUGGAACAUGUACAAAUAACAAAAGAGAUGAAUGUCGCUUGCCAAGUGGUAAGAUCAUUUCUUCCUGUCCCCAAAUGGCUCAUCACUGGCUUGUUGGUAAUGACACAUCAUGCACUGGAGUACCACCACCAUCAAUAGUAACCACACCUCCUGCAAGGCCACAGUGUCAUGUUCCUGAACUCUGCAAGCUUAUCAUAAGCAAAGUUUUUGCAGAAUGCCAUGACGUGAUACCUCCAGAACCAUUUUACAAAGGAUGUGUUUUUGAUGGAUGUCGCAUAACUGAUGAAUCCAUGCAGUGUUCCAGUUUGGAGAUAUAUGCUACAGAGUGUGCUGCUAGAGGUGUCUGCAUUGACUGGAGAGGAAAGACAAACAAUACGUGCCCAUACAACUGUCCAGCAAACAUGGUAUACAAGCCAUGUGAGUCCAUUAAUUCUGCUACCUGCAGCCAAAGCUUUGUUGACCGUCCUGGCUAUGGAGUAACUGAAGGUUGUUUCUGUCCUGAAGGAAAGACACUCUUGAGUGAAGACAGCAACAUUUGUGUCUCUGAAUGCUCUUGUAGAGAGCCAAAUGGAGUAUUCAGAUGGCCAGGAGAAAAAUGGACAAAAAAUUGCCAGGAAUGUGUCUGUGACAGAUCUACUCUCAGAGUGCAUUGUACAAAAUACGAAUGUCCUCUGUCACAGCAAGUAUCUUGUUCUGAACCAGGAUACAUGCCUGUUCAGACACAGAUACCAGAAGAUCCAUGCUGUACCAGGACUGAGUGCUACUGCAAUACGAGCCUCUGCCCUGAGGUCACACAACAAUGCUUAGAGGGACAGGAAGUAAUUACAGUAACACAGCCUGGAAAAUGCUGCCCUACCUUUGAAUGCAGACAUGGCUGUGUAGUCAAUGAAACCUACUAUGCGCCUGGAACUGUGAUUCCAUCAGGCCCCUGUGAAAGCUGCAGCUGCUCCAUAUCCUCUUAUUCAAGCCAUCAGAAGUUUGCUGUCAAGUGCCAGCCUGUUACCUGUGACACCUACUGUCCAGUGGGUUACAAGUAUACAGAGGAACCUGGAAAGUGCUGUGGCACAUGCAAGGCUGAAGCCUGCAUAGUGGUCAUGGAAGACAACACUACACAUGUGCUUAAGGUUGGAAAAUUCUGGAGCCCACCUGGUAAUAACUGUACAACUUACACAUGUGAAAAAUACAAUGGUCAGUUCAUUACAGUCAUAUCAAAGAAAAGCUGUCCCGCCUUCAACUCGGAUCUCUGUGAACCUGACAGCAUCAGGCUAUCAGAUGAUGGCUGCUGUAGAGUGUGCUCAAUCCCACCAUCAGGUUGCAAGAAGCAUAACACCACUACUGUCAUCAAAUACCAAGGAUGUGUUUCUGUACCUGUUGAGAUGACAUAUUGUGAAGGCAGCUGUGAUGCUUACUCAAGGUACUCUCAAGAAGCAAACAUGAUGGAACAUAAAUGCUCAUGUUGCCAGGAAAUCCAGACUAGUGUAAGAAAGGUGACUUUGACAUGCAGUGAUGGAACCUAUCUUGAUCACUCAUACACCUAUGUGGACCAAUGCAGCUGUGUUGGUGCUGAGUGUGUUCCACAAGACAUUGCCAACCAACAACAGCAAACAGGUGAAAUAUGAGAUAAAGAAGAAAAAGGGAACGCAAGAAAAAGGGAACGUCUAAAAUUAAAACUAAAGAGAAGCCAAAUGAGUUGAACAUAGAUGAAAACAAACAUUUGAAAGAAAGUGUCAAAAGCAGCUACAGUUUUUUACGAACAGAUUAUAUUUUCUGCAUACAAGCUCAAUAUGUCUGUCUACACUAUGUCAGCUUUCCUUACCAUUGUGUCUCAUACUGUUUUUCAUGACUUUUCUUUACACCUUGAGAGGUACAGUAUAAGAUCAUAUACUGUAUACAAAACAUAUACAAAAUUUUCAUAUUUCUUGUUUGUUUGUCUUAUGAGAAGUGCUAAACCAUAAGAUUUAGACCACACAAAGUCUUUUAUUAGAAUGACAUUGUUUUCAAGGCUUUCCUUUCAUGGCACAAUAUAAAUUGCACUGGUGCAGAAUAAAUAUUACUCUGCAGGAAAUCAAGUUUUGCUGGUCAUUACAUUCGACAACUACUUGACAUUAUCUGAGAUUUCCUUUGAUACACUGAACUAUUACGGAACAUUUCAAUUUCAGUUCACUGAGACAGAUCAAAAGCUAAAGUCCAAGAAAAACGAAAACUGUACCUCUGUUUUACUUUCUGUUUUGCAUUAUGGAAAACUUAGAUUGCAAAAAGCCAUAUCUUCUCAAAGCUAUAAAAUUCAAUGUUAUAAACAAUUUUUAGGGCAUUUCCCUAUCUAUUCUCAUGAGAAAGAAAAGAAAGAAAACAAAAGAAGAAAGAAGAAAGAGAGAGAGAAAGAUACUAGAAUGAUAAGCUGCUGCAUACUACUCUUUGUUUACAUAACAUCAUCAGCAUAGAAACUGUAUGAAAAUUUGGAAUUUUUUUUUCCUUUGUGGUUAACUGUU
Molecule: messenger RNA, 8895 nt
Organism: Lagopus leucura (white-tailed ptarmigan)
Lineage: Eukaryota; Metazoa; Chordata; Aves; Galliformes; Phasianidae
Gene: MUC5AC
Product: mucin 5AC, oligomeric mucus/gel-forming
Exons: 50
Coding region: 1-8025 (2674 amino acids)
Cellular component (GO): extracellular matrix
Molecular function (GO): protein binding
Source: RefSeq, a predicted model, not a curated record